CAUAGCAGGAGAUUGAAGUUGACCCCAACAGCGAGGGCAAUUGCCAUGACCCAACCACCGAUCACCAGCACCGUUCCGGCCGCUGCCAUCACGCCCAAGGCAUGCGCGCACCCGCCGCCGCCACCGCACGUACAAAUCAAUCCCUCCAUCAUCCUCUCGCGCCAAUUCGAGCCCGCCAUCCUCCCACCUGACCGUCGUGACAGUACCCAUGGGGCCUGCGUCCUGGCCGCCGUCGUCGCCCGCCGCCGUGAAGGCGGAGGCGAUAGUGAUCUGCGUGCUGCUGCUCCUGCCGGCCGCCGCGGUCGCGCAGCAGGCGCCCGCGGAGGCCGCGGCGGCGAUCGACGCGGAAGGAGACGGCAACGGCACCGCUCGCGGCGGCGGGCGAGGCGGCGGUGGUGGUGGCGGCGGCGGCGCGCGGAGUAAGCUGGUGAGCAGCAUCGACUGCCAGAUCUGCGAGGCGACGUGCCGCGUCAAGUGCCUUAUCAACAACCUCUUCCAGUGGGGCGGCUGCUACCAGCGGUGCAAGGCCGACAACUGCAACGACUGGUGCAGGUAGCGGGUCGGAAAUGAAGCCAGCAGCUGCUGCUGCUGCCCGCGUGCUCACGUCCAUGGACAGGGUGCACGUACGUGCCUUGAGGACACUCUUCGACGGUGGUCGAUGGGGUUAGUUGAUCGGACGGUUCAGGCCAUGCCACGUCGUACCCAACCUUCUUCUGCAAUCUAGAUCCACAGUACAUAGUAUAUACAUACAGUCAUACACGUAUAAACGUGCCGCUGGGCACUCAUCUACAUGUAUUUUAUUAUUAUCCAGAAUUUGUAUUUGUACUGCUAUUUUUGAAUAACCGUACCAUACCGGUCCAGAA
Messenger RNA from Panicum virgatum (switchgrass), 863 nucleotides. Its product is annotated as homeobox even-skipped homolog protein 2-like. Bases 209 to 556 code for a protein of 115 amino acids. NCBI's taxonomy places the organism in Eukaryota, Viridiplantae, Streptophyta, Magnoliopsida, Poales, Poaceae. The transcript has a single exon. The record is from RefSeq and is a predicted model, not a curated record.